Messenger RNA from Pongo pygmaeus (Bornean orangutan), 1905 nucleotides. It is a transcript of the gene MAGEA11, whose product is annotated as MAGE family member A11. Gene Ontology annotation, molecular function: histone deacetylase binding. Gene Ontology annotation, cellular component: nucleus. The transcript is spliced from 5 exons. Gene Ontology annotation, biological process: negative regulation of transcription by RNA polymerase II. The record is from RefSeq and is a predicted model, not a curated record. Lineage: Eukaryota; Metazoa; Chordata; Mammalia; Primates; Hominidae. Bases 127 to 1413 code for a protein of 428 amino acids.
ACCUCCAUUGGCUUCCGCCUCUGGGGGCUGAGAGAAGCGAAAGCGUCUUUCUGAGGGGUGUCUUGAGAGUGGCAGAGGGCAGCGGGUCCAGGCUCCGUGAGGAGGCAAGCCUUGGGAAUCUGAGGGAUGGAGACUCAGUUCCGCAGAAAGGGUCUCGGGUGCAGCCCUGCCAACAUCAAGAGGAAGAAGAAGAGGGAGGACUCAGGAGACCUUGGACUCCAGGUGAGCACUAUGUUCUCAGAAGACGACUUCCAGUCAACAGAAAGAGCCCCAUAUGGUCCACAAAUACAGUGGUCCCAGGAUCGGCCAAGAGUCCGGAUUUUUAGAGAACAGGCCAACCAGGAGGACAGGAGUCCCAGGAGAACCCAGAGGAUCCCUGGAGGAGAACAAGUGCUGUGGGGCCCCAUCACCCAGAUAUUUCCCACAGUUCGGCCUGCUGACCUAACCAGAGUCAUCAUGCCUCUUGAGCAAAGAAGCCAGCACUGCAAGCCUGAGGAAGGCCUUCAGGCCCAAAAAGAAGACCUGGGCUUGGUGGGUGCACAGGCUCUCCAAGCUGAGGAGAAGGAAGCUGCCUUCUUCUCCUCUAUUCUGAAUGUGGGCACUCUAGAGGAGUUGCCUGCUGCUGAGUCACCAAGUCCUCCCCAGAAUCCUCAGGAAGAGUUCUCUCCCACUGCCAUGGGCGCCAUCUUUGGGAGCCUAUAUGAUGAGGGCUCCAGCAGCCAAGAAAAGGAGGGGCCAAGUACCUCGCCUGACCUGAUAGACCCUGAGUCCUUUUCCCAAGAUAUACUACAUGACAAGAUAAUUGAUUUGGUUCAUUUAUUGCUCCGCAAGUAUCGAGUCAAGGGGCUGAUCACAAAGGCAGAAAUGUUGGGGAGUGUCAUCAAAAAUUAUGAGAACUACUUUCCUGAGAUAUUUAGGGAAGCCUCUGCAUGCAUGCAACUGCUCUUUGGCAUUGAUGUGAAGGAAGUGGACCCCACUAGCCACUCCUAUGUCCUUGUCACCUCCCUCAACCUCUCUUAUGAUGGCAUACAGUGUAAUGAGCAGAACAUGCCCAAGUCUGGCCUCCUGAUAAUAGUCCUGGGUGUAAUCUUCAUGGAGGGGAACUGCAUCCGUGAAGAGGUUAUGUGGGAAGUCCUGAGCAUUAUGGGGGUGUAUGCUGGAAGGGAGCACUUCCUCUUUGGGGAGCCCAAGAGGCUCCUCACCCAAGAUUGGGUGCAGGAAAAGUACCUGGUGUACCGGCAGGUGCCCGGCACUGAUCCUGCAUGCUAUGAGUUCCUGUGGGGUCCAAGGGCCCACGCUGAGACCAGCAAGAUGAAAGUUCUUGAGUACAUAGCCAAUGCCAAUGGGAGGGAUCCCACUUCUUACCCAUCCCUGUAUGAAGAUGCUUUGAGAGAGGAGGGAGAGGGAGUCUGAGCGUGAGAUGCAACCAGGGCCAGCGGGCAGGGAAACGGGCCAAUGCAUGCUUCAGGGCCACACCCAGCACUUUCCCUGUCCUGUGUGAAAUCAGGCCCAUUCUUCCCUCUGUGUUUGAUGAGAGAAGUCAGUGUUCUCAGUAGUAGAAGGCACAGUGAAUGGAAGGGAACACAUUGUAUACUGCCUUUAGGUUUCUCUUCCAUCGGGUGACUUGGAGAUUUCUUUUUGUUUCCUUUUGGUAAUUUUCAAAUAUUGUUCCUGUAAUAAAAGUUUUAGUUAGCUUCAACAUCUAAGUGUAUGGAUGAUACUGACCACACAUGUUGUUUUGCUUAUCCAUUUCAAGUGCAAGUGUUUGCCAUUUUGUAAAACAUUAUGGGAAAUCUUCCAUCUUGCUGUGAUUUGCAAUAGGUAUUUUCUUGAAGAAUGUAAGAACUUAGCAAUAAAGUUGAACUGGUGUUGUGAAACAGAGAAAUAAAAGGAGAAGGUCAUUAA